Messenger RNA from Eruca vesicaria subsp. sativa (arugula), 549 nucleotides. The record is from the annotation of a GenBank genome assembly. NCBI's taxonomy places the organism in Eukaryota, Viridiplantae, Streptophyta, Magnoliopsida, Brassicales, Brassicaceae.
AUGGAUAUGUUGGCCUUCUCUGGUUUCUCUCAUGGUUGCAACCGCUGCGAUGAUGAAGAGCUUACAAGAAUGAGAUAUGCUCAUCCAUGGUGGAAAGAGAAAGUAAUAAACUCUAAGAUGAAGAGGAAGGUGAGGAAAGGAACUCUGCUAGAUUCCUCUGAUUUGAGUUUUUGUCAGAACCAUUCUUCUCAAAUGACUGCUCUUGAUUACUUCAUCUCUCUUGAAAGUGAUAUAUUUGUUCCUACUUAUUAUGGGAACAUGGCUAAAGUCAUUGAAGGUCAUCGCAGGUUCUUGGGGUUCAAGAAGACGAUUGAGCUAAACAGGAAGUUCUUGGUUAAUCUAAUAGAUGAAUACUACCAAGGAUUUUUGAGCUGGGAAGUAUUUUCAACCACGGUGAAGGCCUUUCACGCUACAAGAAUGGGAGGUCCCAAGAAGCGGCUUGUGAUUCCUAAUAAACCUAACGAAGAAGACUAUUUCUAUGUUAAUACCUAUAAAUGUGUUGAGCUGUUACAUGAGAAUAAUGGCGAUUCACUAGAAGAAACCAUAUGA